AUGUCAUUAAUAUAUUCAUGUGAUAACAAAGAAAAUGACUCAAUUGAAAUAGAAAAAAAAUAUGAAAAGUUUAUGAAAGAGUGUAAUAUAAAAAAAUUGGUCAAUGCAAAAGAUUUUUUGAAAAACAUUCAAGUUUUUUUUUUUGAUUGUGAUGGUGUUUUAUGGCACGGGGAUGUAUUAAUGAAAGGAGCAAUUGAAGUAAUUCAUAAUUUAUUAAGAGAAGGAAAAAGAGUAUAUUUUAUAACAAAUAACUCAACAAAAUCAAGGGAAAAUUUUUUAGAAAAGUUUCGUAAACUAGGUUUUACUUUUAUUAAAAGAGAAAAUAUCCUUUGUACAUCGUAUGCAAUCUCGAAAUAUUUUCAUAAUAAAGAAGAAUAUGCUUCUAAAAAAAAAAAAAUUUAUGUAAUUGGGGAAAAAGGAAUAUGUGAUGAGUUAGAUUCUCUUAACCUUGAGUGGGUAGGCGGCUAUCAUGAUAAUGACAAAAAGGUUAUUAUAAGAGAUGAUUUUGAAAUAAAAGUUGAUGAAAACAUUGGAGCAGUUGUAGUUGGAAUGGAUUUUAAUAUUAAUUAUUACAAAAUUCAAUAUGCACAGUUGUGUAUAAAUGAAUUGGAUGCUGAAUUUAUUGCAUCUAAUAGAGAUUCUACAGGAAAUUUUACUUCUAAACAAAAAUGGGCAGGAACAGGUUCUAUUGUUUCAUGUAUUGAAACCGUAGCUCUUAAAAAGCCGAAAGUUUUAGGUAAACCUAACAUAUAUAUGAUUGAAGAUAUAUUAAAAGAUUUGAAAGUUGAUAAAUCAAAAGUUGUUAUGAUAGGAGAUAGAUUAGAUACAGAUAUUAUCUUUGCAAAAAAUUGCAAAAUUAAUUCUAUUUUAGUAUUUACAGGAGUAACUGACGAAAAUAUAUAUCUAAAUCAUAAUCAUUUAAACAUUAAACCAGAUUACUUUAUGAAAUCUAUAUCAGAACUUUUAUAA
Molecule: messenger RNA, 969 nt
Organism: Plasmodium relictum
Lineage: Eukaryota; Apicomplexa; Aconoidasida; Haemosporida; Plasmodiidae
Gene: PNPase
Product: 4-nitrophenylphosphatase, putative
Exons: 1
Coding region: 1-969 (322 amino acids)
Molecular function (GO): phosphatase activity
Source: RefSeq, a predicted model, not a curated record